Anastrepha ludens (Mexican fruit fly) is the source of this 746-nucleotide messenger RNA. RefSeq lists its product as uncharacterized. The record is from RefSeq and is a predicted model, not a curated record. NCBI's taxonomy places the organism in Eukaryota, Metazoa, Arthropoda, Insecta, Diptera, Tephritidae. The coding region runs from base 32 to 628 and encodes 198 amino acids. The transcript is spliced from 4 exons.
UCUGGCUUCAUUGCAAAAGGAGCUGAGAGAAAUGCGGAGCGAGAUCCGUGAAUCACUGGGGGAAAUAAAGACCACCUUACGGGACCUAGAGGGUAAGGUGGAAAGAAGUUUCAAGGACUUCGAAAAGAAGAUGCCAGAAAGAGCGGAAAGUCAGGCCCAGGGGCAGCUGAUGAGGGAAGUGAAAGUGGUGAUGACAAGAGUUCACCAGAGUAUUGCGCGCAUCACGGGAGAUGCUCUGAGUCCUGAGUAUAUCAAGAUUCAGAGUAUGCUCCCAAUAACAUCGCAGGAUGCGAUUAAUACUCUGGAGGAGCUCUUAAAUACCAAGUCAUACUCCGAAGCAAUGCUAAAUAUUUUGCUGAAGCUGAGGGGUGCUAAAGGAUGCAUCAAAGGGGUGAUGAAGAGCGUUUACUCCGACAGCUUGAUGUUCCAUUACAAUUUUGAGGGGAAAGCCAACAAAUCGGCGCUUUUGGGCCUCAAAAGUCUGGAACUCAUUUUCGAUACAUUUAAUAGCACCCCGAAAAGCGAAGUCAUCGCUGAAAUUCGCAAAGCGGUUUUAAUGAGCCACAACCGACAUAAGCAAGUAGUUAGGAAACAAAAACAAAAAAUUAAUAUUCAAAAUAACAACUAAAACUAAAAUAUUUCUAAACCUAAUUUUAUAAUGUCAAAUUACUUUAAUUCAUGUUAAUUUUCUAACACCAAAACCUAAUUUAAGAAUGUAAAUAUUAUAUUAAUUUAUGUACAUAAAA